AUGGUCGACGAAGCCUCAUUGACAAUCCACAUCAGCGACUACUACACAAGCAACAUUGAGUCCUGCGACUCCUCAAGCGGCGACUCCUCAAGCGACGACUAUUCGAGUGACGACGAUGACAUGGGUGACGAUGAGUCGAUCCUGUCCGACCCAACCAUGGCCAAUAUCACGGAUACCAAGGAAUUUCUCGAGGGAAACCCAACUACUGACGGAGAAGUUAAGCAGAAGCUCAACAAGUACAUUGUCGAGGAGAUCAACAAGCUUGUCGCCCUGCUGGCAAUUUGCGAGAAGUCGAUGAAGACUUCGUACGACCCGAACCUGAAGGAGGGGAAUCCAGGGUACCGGCAGAUGUUCCCUCGAGUGGGCAAGUUCAAGGAGGUCGUUCCGAUCGACGAUCCAGACACCAUGAAGCUUAUCAAUCGGUUGAUCUGUCUCCAGUUUCCUAAGUGUCAAUACAACGCCCUUCACAGGAAUGCUAAGCAAGCAGCCAUCGAGAUUAUGCAGAUCGCCUUGGAGACCAACCUCAAACUGAUGCGUCAAGCAGGCCACCCGCCAAGGCUCCAAAGUCUUCUUUGA
Molecule: messenger RNA, 576 nt
Organism: Linnemannia hyalina
Lineage: Eukaryota; Fungi; Mortierellomycota; Mortierellomycetes; Mortierellales; Mortierellaceae
Source: the annotation of a GenBank genome assembly